GCAUAACAAUGACAGCCGAUAGCUAUCUGGGAUGUCGCCCGAUAAGCGGGCUCCGACGAAGCGAUAAUACUAGGACUAUAACAUAAAAGCCAAUCGGUAGCGGUAGGUAGCCGGAGUUAAAAGCCCAUAUCUGUUGUAAAUCUUUCGACAGUUUUGAUGCGAACGCUUUCGAGGUUGGAGGAGUGUGUGCUCGCGGAAAAACUGUUGCGUACUUGUGGGCGCAGCUGAAAAUGGCGCUCUUACAUUACACGUGGAAGCAAUUGGAGCUGUACUUGAAAUGGGCCUUGGGCAAGAACACCACAGUGACGGAGAGUCCUGCGAGAGAGCCCUAUCCGGGCAUCUUCGUGGAGGACCUCAGCCAGUUGAGUCGUUUCAAGCGGAAUGCCUUUAUGUGCGUUGUGGGCGCCCUCUUUCUAAUGGCAUUCUUUGGAAAUCUGAGCACCAUCUAUGUGAACACCAGGAGGAAACUGCGCCCUUUCUUUCGGGCCUGCCUGCUCUCGCUGGCUUUCUCCGAUGUGGUCUCCAGUGUCUUCUGCACCGUGUCCUAUAUAGCGCAGUUCCAUGCGGAUUAUCUCCAGUUGUGGACCAUUGGCAGCUUUAUGUGCAGGUUUGUGCCCUUUGUGACCACCACAUCGGUGCUCUCCGGCAGCUUGACCCUCGUGGCCAUUGCGUCGGACCGCUACCUGGCCGUGAUGCGGCCAGUGCUGGGCUUCUGGAACCCUGACAUCCGCUACAGCUGUCUCUGCGUGGGCCUCAUAUGGGUGUGCUCCAUAGGCGCCUCUGCACCACUGUUUGGCAUCUACGAGUACCAAAGAAUCUAUCUCCUGGAGCUGGAGACCCCGACACAGCAGACAAAAGACGACGACGGGGAGACAGAUCAGAAGCUGGAGGUCACAGAAUUGGAGCUGGUCAGCAUGUGCCUGGCGGGCGUCGUAAGUCCAUGUAUAGAUUAUCGCACUACUUGGGGAUCGGGGCGAUUAUGGGAUUAUUAUCUUAUCGUUUGGCGUGGGAAAAAACAUUUAUGCAAUUCUAUAUAUACGCAGAGCAACGAGGGCCUCUACUACGUCAUUUUGUUCACCCUCAUCUUCCUGCCCUGCAUCGUGAGCUUCAUCUGGCUGAACGCGGUGAUAGCGCGGCAGCUCUGGGUGCGGCGCCACUACCACCAACACCAGCAAGAGCAGCAGCAGCCGGAUCAGGAGGGACAAUUCAAGCCCCUGCCGGCGGCCAGUAAUGGGGAUGUUUUGAUGCCCUCUUCCCUGGCGAGUGCGAUGGGCGUGGCCCUGCCAUUUGUCAUCGACAAGCCUCCCCUGCCCUCGAUCCCUCCCAGCCCACAAGCUCCAAGGGCCAACAACAUGAAUCAGGAGCCACCGAGUGCCAUGGGACCAGCGGCUCAGGCUCGCGAGGCUCGACACCGGCGCAUGGUUGUCGUGGUGAUUUUGAUGAUGGCUGUCUUCAUUUGCCUGCGCCUGCCCGCCUGGAUCUUUCUGAUCAUGCGCCUGUACGGCUCCUACUCGCAGCCCGUCGACUGGCUGCUCUACUUCAGUUUUGGUAUCCUGAAUCUCCUCAGCUGCGCCUUGAACCCGCUCUUCUACACAUUCCUCACCCAGACCAUUCGCACUGUAUCCCUGCUGAAGCAGAAGACCAUGGACCUAAUCUGCUGCCGCCGCCCCGGACAGGGCCAGGACGGACCAAUGCCCACGGAAUCCCCGGAGCCGGCAAAGCGAUGCGGCCUGUGCUUCUGCUUCUGCUGUGGCCUCCGACAGCUGACUAUCACGUGGCGUUGUUAUCCCGCGCACGAUCCACCACCAACCACUGAAGUACGGGGCGUGGAGCAGCCCUCUGCCCAGCGAGUAGUCGAGAUGGAGGCCGAUCCGAGCAGCCUACAGCGAUUCUUCAGCUUUAAGCAUGACGUAUUCCCCGUCGCCCAUAGUCGCGACGAUUCCCAGAGUGCGUCAAUCGAGUCCUCAGCCUGAUACUGAUAGGCAGCGUCAUAAAUCAAUCGAGUGCAUUGCCAUAAACGGUCUCUAACGGUUAGCAGAGAUUGAUUAAUAGAGUGAUUAAUGUCCCCCUCCAAUUCAGUCCGCGAAAAUGAUUGUUACGGCCACUGAUAGGCAACACACUCCCUGCAAUUCUGCCCUGAAAUGUAUCAAUGAGUGUGUGCAAAAAUGUAAAUAUAAUUGAAAUAUUUAAAUA
Messenger RNA from Drosophila pseudoobscura, 2193 nucleotides. RefSeq lists its product as uncharacterized. The record is from RefSeq and is a predicted model, not a curated record. The transcript is spliced from 2 exons. Gene Ontology annotation, cellular component: plasma membrane. Gene Ontology annotation, biological process: neuropeptide signaling pathway. The coding region runs from base 231 to 1973 and encodes 580 amino acids. Gene Ontology annotation, molecular function: neuropeptide receptor activity. Lineage: Eukaryota; Metazoa; Arthropoda; Insecta; Diptera; Drosophilidae.